AUGGCGGACCCCUUCGAAGUGCGCCAGCGCUUCACGACGCUGCUGUCGCAUCUGAGCGCGUCGCACACGUCCAUCCAGAAGGCCGCCGUCUAUGCGCUCAAGAACCGCGACAUGGACGAGGACCUGCACUCGUGCAUCCUCGAGCAGCUGGAGCGCACCAACAUGAACACGCGCGCGAACAUCAUGUUCUUCAUCGAGAGCCUGUGCGAGAUGGCGGUCAAGGACGCCGGCCCGCCGACCGGCGAGGGCAGUGCCAUGGGCUUUGUGCGCAUGCUGCAGCGAGACAUACUGCCCGUCGUGGACUGCGUCGUGGGCGAGGAGGGGGCCAAUGUCCGCGUCGUGCGCAAGGUCCUCCACACUCUGCAGAAGAUUGGCAUCCUGCUCUCCGAGACCGUCGCCGAGCUCGAAGUCGUGCUCAAGGCGCGCGAGCCAGAAGACCCUUUCCAGCCCUCGCCCUCCAAUGCCGGUGCCCACAAGAAUGCAAAACUCGACAAACGCCAAAUCGAGCACCGCAUAGAAGAAGAUCGCGAGAGACACAAGAGGUUGCGCGAGAGCAUCUGGGCUGUGCCCGGCGAGGGCGAGGAGGAGAUGCACAAGCUGUGGGACGAAGCAAGCGACAUUGGAGAGGAUGACUACAUCAUUGGACAGGAAGACAAAGACGAGAGAGAGCAGGCUAUCGCCUUUGGGUGAAUUGCGGCUUUUGGACGCGCGAUACCGUCUUCACCGCGUCGUGGCGUUUGGGGAAUCUGCAUUUUUAGGGCGUUGGGGUG
This is a messenger RNA of Boeremia exigua, 770 nucleotides long. Its product is annotated as CTD kinase subunit gamma CTK3-domain-containing protein. Gene Ontology annotation, biological process: positive regulation of transcription by RNA polymerase I; positive regulation of DNA-templated transcription, elongation. Gene Ontology annotation, cellular component: CTDK-1 complex. NCBI's taxonomy places the organism in Eukaryota, Fungi, Ascomycota, Dothideomycetes, Pleosporales, Didymellaceae. The record is from RefSeq and is a predicted model, not a curated record. Bases 1 to 690 code for a protein of 229 amino acids. The transcript has a single exon.